Oreochromis niloticus (Nile tilapia) is the source of this 1394-nucleotide messenger RNA. Its product is annotated as leukocyte elastase inhibitor. Gene Ontology annotation, molecular function: serine-type endopeptidase inhibitor activity. Gene Ontology annotation, biological process: negative regulation of endopeptidase activity. The record is from RefSeq and is a predicted model, not a curated record. The transcript is spliced from 7 exons. Bases 175 to 1320 code for a protein of 381 amino acids. NCBI's taxonomy places the organism in Eukaryota, Metazoa, Chordata, Actinopteri, Cichliformes, Cichlidae.
UAGCUGCACGAAAGAGUGGGAGAACAAUUUUUUCCCCCAGUGGCCCUAAUCCUCUUCCGUAGGACCGCCCUUCAUCAUUCCACCAACCUUAUUUAAUACACCCAGCAAAAGAGUGCAGUUAGACUCGUAAAUUUAGUCCUUUGCUCCGUCUAAAUCAGGAAAACACCAUCAACCAUGUCCGCCGUCAGCAGCUCAAACACAGCCUUUGCCUUGGAGCUGUUCCGCACUCUGAGCCAGACAAACCCUGCUGGAAACAUCUUUGUCUCUCCUCUGAGCAUCAGCUCAGCCCUGGCCAUGGUCUACCUGGGAGCUAAAGGAGACACUGCAGCUCAGAUGGCUCAGGCCCUCUCAUUCAGCUCAGGUGAAGGCGUCCAUGCAGACUUCCAGAAACUGAACGCUGACAUCAACUCACCAUCUGCAUCCUACAUCCUGAAACUAGCCAACCGUCUUUAUGGAGAAAACACUGCCCACUUCCUCCCAGACUUCCUUGAAGCCACACAGAAGUACUACCAGGCAGACCUGAAGGCUGUGGACUUCAUCGGAGCUCCAGAGGCGUGCAGAGCAGAGAUCAACAGCUGGGUCGAGCAGCAGACAGAAAAUAAGAUAAAAGACCUUCUGAAGCCAGGAACAGUCAACACAGAUACCAGACUGGCUCUGGUCAAUGCUGUGUACUUCAAGGGCAACUGGAGGAACCCAUUUGAGGAGGCAAACACCAAAGAGAUGCCCUUUAAAAUCAGACAGAAUGAGACCGUACCAGUCCAGAUGAUGUACCAGAGGAAGAAGCUUCCCUACAACUACAUUGCUGACCAUGAUUUGCAGAUCCUGGAGCUGCCCUAUGUGGGUGAGGAGCUCAGCAUGUUCAUUCUGCUGCCUAAAGAGUCCUCAGACGGCUCAGACCCUCUGCUGAAGCUGGAGAAGGAGCUAACACAGGAGAGGCUGAAUGAAUGGACCGACAGGAAAAACAUGAGGACCCAUUUAAAAAUUCGCGUUUAUCUGCCAAAAUUCAAGCUGGAGGAAAACUACGUGCUGAAUGAACCUCUGGCUAAACUGGGUAUGAAGGACGUGUUCUGUGCAGGAAGAGCUGAUCUGUCUGGCAUGAACGGUGAAGGGGGGCUCUUCCUGUCUACGGUGGCCCACAAGGCCUUUGUGAAGGUGAACGAGGAGGGCACGGAGGCCGCUGCAGCCACAUAUAUUUUUGUCUUCGGUUCUCGUAUCGCACAGGACACACACUUCACAGCAGAUCACCCCUUCCUCUUCUUCAUCAGACACAAUGAGACCAAGUCCAUCUUGUUCUUUGGCAGAUUCUCAUCUCCUCAGUAGACAGAAGCAGCAGAGGAAGAUGAUGUUGCAAUUCAAAUAAAUACAUCUAUGAAAUAAAGUAAAUGGAGUUGUGU